CGGAGUCGCCUGGCGUAGUCUUGGCCGGAUGACGAAAGAGGAUCUUUCCCCUCGCGCGGCCCGCGUGCCGCGCGUUAUAGAGCCAGCCGCCGGCGGGCUCUCGCCAUUGCGGAGCGCGCGCGCCGACUGAACGCUUCGGAGUGUGUAGCUUGGAGGAAGAUGCCCGAACAGUUCGGGCGGCGCAGCGCGUGAGACGGGACGAGUCGGACGAACGGCUGCGCGACGAGUGACGUGGAGGCUUGCCCGGGUGGCUGUCGCCGAGGGAAGAGGUCCGGCCGAGAUGCGAGCACGCUGGAGCGGGUUGCAGCCGGCGCUGCUGCCGCUGCUGCCGCUGCUGCCGCUGCUGCCACUGCUGCUUGUCCAAGGAGUGACGGCCGCUCGAGACGACGCCUCCGACGAGUGCUGCAAGCUGGGCACUUGGUGGGCGAAGUGGCGGCUGGGCUGCGGGGGCGCCGACGAGGCCGGGCGGAGCGCGUGCCUGGGGCGCGCCGGGGCCUGCUGCCGCGAGGCCUACCGGUGGCAGCUCUGUCAGCGCGGACGGGCCCUCGCCAGGGCGGGACUGGACUGCGCCGAGGCGGCGGCCCAGCGGCGGGGCGCGCCCGCGGAAUUGGCCCGAAUGGGCCGCGACUGCUGCGAGGGAUACGCCGGCGACGCGGCGAGCGGCAGAGGCAGCGGCAGCGGCAGCGGCUGGGGGCGCCGUGGGCCAUCCAGGGCGCCGAGAGCGCUGCGCAGCGGGGACGGCGAGCCGGGCCAGGCCUGCCCGGGGGGCUACCGGCUAAACCCCGGCUCCAGCAGCUGCGACGGUAACUACCGGCGCUCGCUCGGCCGCUCGGCCGCGCGGCCGCGUCGCGCGGCGUCGCGCGGCCUCGCCCGAGGCACCGCGGGCAGCGGGUCGCGGGGCGCGUCGGCGGGCGCGGGGCCCGAGGUCGCGGGGCGAGCGCGGGCCGGCGCGAGGCGACGCGAGGCGGCGCGAGGCGGCGCGAGGCGGCGCGAGGCGGCGCGAGGCGGCGCGAGGCGGCGCGCGGCCGGCCGAGCCGACGGCCGCGCCACCGACCGCCGCAUGCCGGAUCGCGCAGACGUGGACGAGUGCGAGCUGCUGGCCGAGCCGUGCGCCCGCGGCGAGCGCUGCCGCAACACGCCCGGCGGCUACGACUGCCUGCCGGCGGGCUGCGCGCGCGGCUUCGCGCGCGCCCCCGCCGGCGGCGGCUGUGUGGACGUGGACGAGUGCGCGCGGGGCCUGCACGCCUGCCUGGCCGCCGAGCUCUGCCGCAACAGCCGCGGCUCGUACACCUGCGAGGCGGCGCGGCCGGGCCCGAGGGCCGGCGCCGGCGCCGCCGCGCUGCCCUGCCGCAGCGGCUUCCGGCUGGCGCUGGAGGGCUGCGUGGACGUGGACGAGUGCGCGGAGGGCCCGGGCUGCCGCGAGCACGAGCGCUGCGUGAACCUGCGCGGCGGCUUCGACUGCUCGCCGCUGUGCGGCCCGGGCUGGUACUUCGACGUGGGCUCGGGCGGCUGCCGGGACGUGGACGAGUGCCUGCUGGGACACCACGACUGCCGACAGCGCAGCCACUUCUGCCGCAACAGCGAGGGCUCGUACAGCUGCGAGCCGCUGCCGACCUGCGGAGCGGGCUUCCGGCGCGGCCCCGGCGGCGGCGGUUGCCUGGACGUGGACGAGUGCCAGGAGGGCCUGCACUCGUGCUCGCGAGACUCGCACCGCUAUUGCGUGAACCGCGAGGGCGGCUACGAGUGCAUCACGAGGCUGCCUGCCUGUCCGUCGGGCUUCCAGUACUCGCUGCUGACGCGUGACUGCGAGGACGUGGACGAGUGCCGUGCCGGCGGGGCCGCCUGCGAGCCGCGGCUGCGCGAGCGCUGCGUCAACCUGCCCGGCGGCUACCGCUGCGAGCGGCCGGCGCCGCGGCUGAGGAGACUGCGGCCCGCCUGCCCCGCCGGCAGCCGCUACGACGCGCGGCUGCGCAAGUGCCUGAGAAUAAAUCUUUGUAAUGGAACUGGCGCGUUCUUUCAUUUAUCAGCACAAGCCCACACACCGAGCCACGCAAGCCUCGUGCCCUCCGAUCCGACUGCCGACCCCGACCCUGCCCCCGCCCGAGCCCCGAACGCCCUCCUCCCGCAGCCCGCGUGCAGUCGAGCGCUUCCGCGGGCCGCCGCGUCUCACGGGUUGCUUUGUGUUUCCGCUGCGGCGACAGACGUGGACGAGUGUGCCGAGGGCAGCCACAACUGCGGCCCGGACAAGUGCUACAACCUGCCGGGCAGAUUCGAGUGCGCCAGGGCCGUGCUGCCGGUGAUGAAGCGGCGGACCGGCGGUGAUUGCAGCGCCGGAUCCAAGUUCGACGCGCGCCGCGGCGGCUGCGUGGACGUGGACGAGUGCAGCGAGGUGCCGGGCAUCUGCGGCAGCUACGAGGACUGCACGAACACGGCAGGCAGCUUCGAGUGCCGCUGCAAGCCGGGCUUCCGCCGCGAGCAGCUCACGCAGGCCUGCGUCGACGUGAACGAGUGCCUGCAGGACAACGACUGCCAGUCGUAUCAGCGCUGCGACAACACCAUCGGCAGCUACGCCUGCGUGCGCGUCCUGUCCUGCGGCACCGGCUACACGCUCAACGCGGCCACCGAGAUCUGCGAGGACGACGACGAGUGCCAGAUGGGCACCCACGACUGCCCGCGGGGCUGGCUCUGCGUCAACACGCAGGGCAACUUCCGCUGCCGCCGGGGGGGCGGCGGCGGGACGACCGGUCGGCCCCCCCCCGGCUGGCCCGUCAGAGCGUCCCCGCGCUCACCGAUCCCCUCCGACCCAACCGCCCGCCGCGGACCUGCCGCGACGGGGCCGACGACCCGGACGACCCCAACGACCCUGGCGACUACGACCAGCGCGGCGACCUCGACGCCCACGACGCCCACGACGCCCACGACGCCCACGACGCCCACGACGCCCACGACGCCCACGACGCCCACGACGCCCACGACGCCCACGACGACCACGACGACCACGACCAGCGCUGAGACCCCGACGACCUCGGUGACCUCGGCGAGCGCGGCGACCCCGACGACUCCGGCCGCCCCGGCGAGCGCGAGUACCGAGCGCGCCCUGACCGUCGGCCCGCUGCGGACGACCGGCAGGUCGCCGACGAGCUGCCCGCCGGGCUACGAGAGCGGCCCCAGCGGCCGGUGCAUCGACGUGGACGAGUGCCGCGGUCAGCCGAGCGUCUGCGGCGCCUCCCGCUGCCUCAACUCUGUGGGCUCCUACAAGUGCGCGCCGCGGACGGCCUGCCCCGUGGGUCACCGCGCCGACCCGGCCACGGCCGAGUGCGCGGACGUGGACGAGUGCGCGCUGGGCAGCCACGAGUGCGGCCCCUACCAGCAGUGCCGGAAACGAGCGGGCGGCUACUCGUGCGUCUGCCCGCCAGGCUUCGAGAGCCGCGGCAACGAGUGCGUGGACGUGGACGAGUGCCUGCGCCUUUCGCCGUGCGGCAUCCACGGCCGCUGCCGCAACACCCCCGGCUCCUACCGCUGCAGCUGCGAGGCCGGCUUCGUGAGCGCGCCCGGCACCGGCGCCUGCGUCGACCUCGACGAGUGCGCCACCGGCGCAGGCCUCUGCGAGCAGCUCUGCUUCAACACCUGGGGCGGCCACCGCUGCGGCUGCGGCUACGGCUACCGGCUGCGGCCCGACAACCGCACCUGCGCCGACGUCGACGAGUGCGCCGAGUUCCGGACCGACCAGCUGUGCGUCGGCGUCUGCGAGAACACGCCCGGCAGCUACGCCUGCAAGUGCCCCGACGGCUACCAGCUGGCCGACGACGGCCGCACCUGCCAGGACGUCGACGAGUGUGCGGCCGGCGCCGCCUGUCGAGGGGCUCGCGAGCUCUGCCAGAACCUGCGCGGCGGCUACAGGUGCAACCGGAUCGGCUGUCCGCCCGGCUACGUCCAGGACCCCCGCAAGCGCAACCGCUGCAAUCGCGAGAGUCCGUUCUGCCCGGCCCACGACAGAGCCUGCUUGGAGCGCCCGGCCCACUACAGCUAUAACUACAUCGCCAUGGUGUCCAUGUUCCCGAUUCCGGCCUCCGGACAGGUCGAGCUGUUCGUCAUGCGCGGCUCCUACAGCGUGCCCGGCUCCACGGCCAUCUUCAGCAUGGCCUUCAUCGCGGCGCGGGCGUCACCCGGCGUGCAGCCCGCCACCGAGGAGUGCUUCUCGCUCGACCGGCAUUUCCCCGCGCAGGCGGUGCUUUCCCUAGUCAAGAGCCUGCCGGGUCCGCAGGAUAUCGAGAUCCAGCUCUCUAUGGAGGUUUACGGGCCCAGCGGCCUCUUCACCGGCAGCGCCGUCGCCAAGAUCUUCAUCGUCGUUUCGCAGUACGAGUUUUGAGGCCAACUCCUCUCCGCUUUGCUGCUGCUGCUGCUGCUGAGCUAACCGUCACUGCAUCGUUCACUAUAAUUUCUCUUCUGACGACACGAAUAUCAAUAAAAUUCAUAAUUUGUAAUGAAGCAAUUGUUUUUUUAACUGUGGAAUGAUAGACGACUACAAGUUCCGUCAGGCUCGGCGUCGACAUUUUACCAGCCAAUUUAUUUCGAUUUUUCGACUUCCACUUAUUUAGAGCUAAUUUUCGUCUUUCUUUAUUGGAAUCGCAGGG
Molecule: messenger RNA, 4634 nt
Organism: Phymastichus coffea
Lineage: Eukaryota; Metazoa; Arthropoda; Insecta; Hymenoptera; Eulophidae
Product: fibrillin-3-like
Exons: 11
Coding region: 281-4369 (1362 amino acids)
Molecular function (GO): calcium ion binding
Source: RefSeq, a predicted model, not a curated record